Thlaspi arvense is the source of this 3100-nucleotide messenger RNA. Lineage: Eukaryota; Viridiplantae; Streptophyta; Magnoliopsida; Brassicales; Brassicaceae. The record is from the annotation of a GenBank genome assembly.
CAAAGUGUCAAAAACCACAAAGUACGCUCCGUCCUCUCCGUCCAAGUCUCGCCCUCCUCUGAUUUUUGCAGAAGAUAUCGUCGUUGAAAGCUCUGUUCAUACCCGAAUAGGUUUAUUAGGACUCGUGGGGGGUUUUUCGGUGAGGAUGGAUGUGAUCAACUGUUUCGCAGAUGAGAUUAUUUGCCACAUUCUAUCUUUCCUUCCGAUAAAAGAGGCUGCUUUAACAUCUGUCCUCUCAAAGCGAUGGCGUAAUCUGUUUGCCUUCACGCCGAAUCUUCAUCUAUGACCGACCGGGAAAAUACCGAAUAAAACUACCAACCGUUGGAGUGAGAACAACAGGCACCGUAAUGGUGGAGAUGGUGGACAAGAAUGGGCUCCAUUUCUCAGACGAAUUCUCUCUGACUUUCCAUAUGUAUUAUUACAAGCUCCUGAAAUGGCUGCUUGUCCUCCCGAUGCUCGGCAUGUUCGGCCUGCUCGUGAUACUACGGCCUCAAGAAGCCGUACCUCUCCCGUCCUUUUCCCGCAACACAGACUUGUGAUGUUAGGUACUGUCCGUACACCGGGAGCUGUUAAGUAUCGCCUUAAAUACCUCGUCUAAAGUAUCCAGGGACAAGUUCGUAUUAGAAUUUUGGGGUUUCUGUAUCUUCGUGGAUAAUGUGUUGGACGUGUCAGGCAACUUCCCCAUGAGGAAGAUCUCGAUAAAGUGUCGAAACAGCAUCUUCCUCUACACGGGUCCUGUCACCCGCUGGAUGGCCGACGCGGUGAGACACGGUGUGGUGAAUCUUGAUAUAGACGUGGUCGCUGAAGAUGUGGUUCUGGUGCCUCUCGAGAUCUUCACUUGCAAGACGAUGGUCGAGCUGAAGCUAGCGAAAGGAUUUGAAGCUAUGAUCCCUGAGGAUGUUUCUCUCCCAUCACUCAAGAGUCUCUGUCUUGACUCGGUUUAUUUCUAUAACAGUAGCUGUUGUGUUUUGGAGAAGCUUCUUUCUGCUUGCCCUGUGCUUGAGGAACUAACCAUUCGUAGUGGGAGGUGGCAGGAUCAUCGGAAAUGUCGUCGCAACGUGUCCUCUUCCACACUUAAGAAACUUACUAUCGAGUGUCUUGAGCCUUAUGAUUUUUGGGACAUGAGUCUCGACACUCCAAGUCUUGCCUACUUGGAGUACUCUGAUGAAUUAGUUCCAAGAGAGUAUCCGGUUGUGAAUCUCGACUCCCUUGUGGAAGCAAAGCUUGAUCUUCAUUUAAGCGAUGGUGCUAGCAAUCCAACAAAUCUGAUUAAGGGGUUAAGAAAUAUUGAGGCCUUGGAGUUAUUAUCUGUUGAUACUUGGCAGAUGUUCUGCGUUUUCCCUGAAGCAAUCCCAAUUUUCAGAAACCUGUUUCGUUUGACUAUUACAAUUAAUUUCCCUGCCCACGAUUGGAAGUUUCUGCCAAUACUUGGAGAAAAAACUCCAAAUCUACAUACCCUCGUCAUAAAGGGUACGUUGUUCGCUUGUAAAUGUGAACGAGAGUACGGAUUGUCAUGUCCCGUGAGAGUAUUGGAGAUAACCGAUUAUGGAGGGAAAACUGGAGAGCUAGAGCAUAUGAAGCAUUUCCUAGAUGAUCUGUCAUGUCUUGAGCUUGUCAAAGUUCGUGCUUAUGCAACAAACGACAAGGAAAAGUCUCGGAUCACCAAUGAUCUGCUAAUGGUCCCUAGAUCGUCUAACUGCAAUAUGCAGAUCAAGUUUUGCGAGAAAACUAAGUUUAUGCGCGGAAAACAAACUUUGAAUAAUUAAGUUUCUGUUGGGUCAUAAAUCGGAUUAUGUGCAUAUGGUUACAGUUGCUCUGUGGUUUAUCUUUCGUUUGAAGUUCGAACGUGAAUCGGAAAACAAAUCUCUCAGUCUGCAACUUUUUAACUUUCUAGCUAUACUUACUUACCUGGUGAUGGUGACAGAUGGUUGACAAUAUGCGAUCAUUGCACUUGCACAUCAUGAUGAUCUUUGUGAUAUUUUUCGUCUAUGUUUCACCAUUGAUUUUUGUUUUUGGGUAUAUGAAUGGACAUUAUGUCGCGUGUUUGCGGAACUUACCAAUGUUGGACAGGAACAAGAUGCUCUCCAUGGUCUCCACGAGCUUCAGAGCUUGGCAAGAAACCACAUGGAAAUGUUACUUUCUCUGUUGAUUUGAGGAGGGGCAAGGUUUGCCAAAGUUGGACUGAUCCGAUGCAGAACAGCUCUUGAGAUAUUGCAAACCAAGUUGGAAGCAUUAUAUGCGGCUUUGCGAAACAAUGAGAAAUCAUUGGGCAAACCAUAACAAAUACAGAGACCAGAAGAACCGGUCCUUUGUUUCUGGCUUGCUAUUUCACCAAUUCCAUCCAUUCCAGGGCAUUAUUUCUGUCGGAGCCGGUUUCAAGAGGUGUAUGGAGCUGUGCAACUCAGGAGGUCAAAAGCUUUUGUUGGAUAGAAUUUCCAAAUUCGGUGCGUCUUUACCAUUGUACUUCUCCCAGUAUGUUCUCUUUGGAGAAGUUUGCUACUCUGAGGCUGCUUCAACAGCUGUUGAGAAGAUAUCAGUUGACGCCGUGGAAAACAAUUUUGUUGCGAAGGAAGAUGCUACGAGAGUGUAGAAAGGAGGAGCUGAAGGGAAAUUGCUGAAAGGUCAAGGCAGAGAGAACAAGGGGCUUGAGGCAAGAAGCCCUGUUGAACCAAACCUAUGCACUACCUUGGCAGUCACCUGCUAAAUAUGUGACUAGUCGUUCUCAGUAUAAAGUUGUUGACUUGGAUUAGGCUUCUGAUUCUCUCUGUCUCAGGUUGUUUCUGGAGGAGUUAAUGAGAGAAGGUUUCUGUUUGUGUUGUACAUGAUGAUUCACACCAAGCACAGGCCCUUGUGGAGAGUAGUACCCAUAUUGGUAAGGGAGCAAUGUUUAGAGACAAGAUUUUGUUCAUAGAUUAGAAUGAGAUGUACAAGAUUUUGUUCAUUGGGCUUAUGUAUCCGUGCAUCUUGCUAUCUUUUAUACAUAGAUAUCGAUGGUUAUGAUGAGGAUUUACAAUGUGGUAAAACAGUAUCAAUUAUCGAGGGUGUUGCUAUAUACUACAUUGUUUUUUAAAAUUAAAUUGUGUUUAAAUUUGGAUUCGCU